Galleria mellonella (greater wax moth) is the source of this 1444-nucleotide messenger RNA. RefSeq lists its product as uncharacterized. The transcript is spliced from 6 exons. Gene Ontology annotation, biological process: malate metabolic process; oxaloacetate metabolic process; tricarboxylic acid cycle. Lineage: Eukaryota; Metazoa; Arthropoda; Insecta; Lepidoptera; Pyralidae. Gene Ontology annotation, molecular function: L-malate dehydrogenase (NAD+) activity. The record is from RefSeq and is a predicted model, not a curated record. Bases 193 to 1422 code for a protein of 409 amino acids.
GCUCGCCUUUGUGCAUUUAUUUACCUCUGUCAUAUUUUUAUAUACUAUUAAUGUGCAUUAUAAAGUAUGAAUAAAUAAAUAAAAAAUAUUUAACCUUUUUGCUUAUUAAAAUAUAUAGUGUAAUGACACUGAUAAAUCUAUCUGAUUUUUCGGAAUUGUAAUGUUUUUUUUGCUAACGUACGUUAUUUUCAAAUGAAUUUCCAAACCAAUAGCACGUUAUGUCCUUUGAAAGUCCUGGUGGUUAAUCCUCUUACGCCCGCCUCGCAAUUGACUAUUGUUAAAAUAUUAUCUGGUUCAGUUUUUGGAUGCAAUCAACUAAUUGACUUGAUUCUUUUAGUUUAUUCUAAUGAAAAACCUUUUGCUGAAGCGUUUAAACUAGAAUUAUCUGGGUGUGCUUUUUCAUGUAAUAAUUCGAUUGAAGUUUCAUCAAAUUUGCCAAGUCUUUUAGAUGCUGAUGUAUUUUGCUUUAUGUCUAAUUUCACAAAUCCUAAUAAAAUUGACAUUGAAAAAAUUAACAUCGACGAACAGUUUGAUAGUUUAUAUUUGAUUAUAAAAGUUGCUCAUAAUCUGUUGGGCAAAUGUUUUACUGAAGAAGAAAUGGUUGAUGAUGCACCUACAGUAUUGAAAAAGAAAAACAAAUCACCAAAGAAGCACGUAAAGACAAUAAUUGUUGCUGAUGGUUUGGCUACUAUGGAUAUUCUUGUUUCGCUUUCAAAAAAUGUGCCUACUGAUAUAUUUUUUUGUCCAACGGCAAUAACUGGUGUCGCUAAAUCAGUUUUAGGAGAUUAUUUAAAGGUGCAAUGCAAUUUGAUCAAUGAUGUUCACAUCUGGGCUGCUAAUGAUGAGGUUCUUCACGCUGAAGUAAAUACGCCUAUUAUUGUUAGUGACGCCGUCGGUGACUUACCAAAAUGUGAUUGGGAAGCUGUGGGGAAAGAUCAGUUAGAUUCCUUUAAUUUAGAUUAUACUCAAUUUAAUGCUUCGUGGAUGAAGAAAGAAUUUAUAGAGAAGGUAACAACGUGUGCAUCGAAAAAUCCCUACGGGUGUAUUUAUAGAGCUGCAGAAUUUGCUAAAACUUUGCGAGCAAUUUGGGUAUCCCGUUCGAGUGAGACCGGGAAUAAAGUUUAUUGCAACCUGGGUGUUAUAAGCGAUGGUUCUCUAGGAACAAUAAAAGGGUAUCCAUAUGUUUUACCAGUAAUUCUCUUUGGCGACUAUUGGACUGUUAAUAAAUACUUAGAAGAUGAUACUCAUUUAAAACAGGAGAUUAAAAGAAUAAAUAAAGCAGUUAAGGAUCAUCAUCGCAAGUUGAUUCCAUACUGCAAGAAAUUCUUAGAAGAGAAUAUUUUAAAUAACGUAUUUGUUCGCACAGAUGAUGAAAGUUCAUUAUGUACAGUGCUAGAUAAUAGCACUAGAUCUAAUAAUUAAAUUUGUAUUGUGUGAAAAAAUU